GUAGAUGAUAAAUAUCCAUGGUAAGCGUUCACUGUGUUGGAAAUGGAACCAGACUCAAAUCUCGCCAGUUUGUCGCGGCCCAUGACGACUCCAAGAUUGAGGGUGGAAAUGAUGAAGGCGUCAACGGCCCGGGUCCGAGAAGAGUUGACGUACAACAUGUGAGCGAUCAGAUGGGGAUCUCAAUCCUAGUAUGACGUCUGCCGGUUUAUUGUUGGGGAGAAAACGCCUGAUACCGCAGUUGAAUGUUUCUAGCGGUGUUACCAACGGCAGGCUGAGAAAAGGGGAAGCAAAUGCCAUCCUCUAGAAAAGGGCCCUUUCCCUGGGAAUCUGACACGGUGUGCCAUGCCUGUGUCAUCACAGUGUGUGUUCUGAGAGUAACACGGGGCUCCUGGACCUUCCUAAUGCUCUGCAGUAAAACGCCCGACGGAUUCACAUUGGCGAAUAACAAUUUUUCAAAACGAGUCUUGGAUGCAUUCGGAGUUCAAAUCGCAAGCCGGAAUUAAGCUAGUCAGAAUGAUUCCUGUGCGUCAGACUGAGGUACGAUGAUUUUAAUCGGUCACAAGGCUACCGGUGCGAAGAAUGGUAGAGAUGGUGACGAAGCGAAGAAUCAAGAAUCGAUGCUGAUUAGGUCUCUGUCAAUUGGUGCUUCAAUGGAUAUCAAAUUUUAG
This is a messenger RNA of Desarmillaria tabescens, 668 nucleotides long. RefSeq lists its product as uncharacterized. The coding region runs from base 291 to 503 and encodes 70 amino acids. Lineage: Eukaryota; Fungi; Basidiomycota; Agaricomycetes; Agaricales; Physalacriaceae. The transcript has a single exon. The record is from RefSeq and is a predicted model, not a curated record.